Messenger RNA from Drosophila novamexicana, 208 nucleotides. RefSeq names its product cathepsin L-like. The record is from RefSeq and is a predicted model, not a curated record. Bases 3 to 197 code for a protein of 64 amino acids. Lineage: Eukaryota; Metazoa; Arthropoda; Insecta; Diptera; Drosophilidae. The transcript has a single exon.
ACAUGAGGGCAGCAAUUGCAUUUCUGGCACUUAUCGGUAUCGUUCAGGCCAUUUCCUACGCAGACGUGCUGGAGGCGGAGUGGGAAACCUUUAAGGUGGAGUACGAGAAGAGCUACGAAAGCGAAGACGAGGAGUUGCUGCGCAAAUUAAUUUUCUAUGAUAACAAGAAGACGGUCGAUAAACAUAAUAUACGUUAGGCAAGGAGGCC